AUGUUUGAGUAUUUAUGUGCCAACGGGAAAACGAGACAAGCUGAGAGAGUUUUCAGGCAGUUGAUGAAAAUAGGAGCGCAAGAUCCACCUUCUUACAGGACUUUGAUCAUGGGACACUGCAGAGAAGGUAGUUUCAAAGGUGGUUACGAGUUGUUGGUUCUGAUGCUGAGGAGGGAGUUUGUGCCUGAUCUUGAAACCUAUAAGUUGCUGAUUGAUGGGCUGUUGAAGACAGAAACGAAUAAGACAGAACAUUCGACUGAUGUUGUCAGAUUACUAUUUAGCUGUGGUCUGAAGGACAAGGCGUUUGUUGUUGUUAGGUUGGUUUAUGAGAACGGUUAUUUAGUUAAGAUGUACGAGUUGGUUGAUUUCUUAUGCGAGAAUAGAAACCUAGUUGAUUCAGCUCAUAGGCUUGUCAUGUUUUGUCUGGAGAAUAAUCAGAUGGUAAAUAUCAGGACAUGCAAUAGAGUCACUGAAGGACUGUGUAAGCAUAAGAGACACUCUAAAGCGUUUAGUUUUUUUAAUGAAUUGGUGGAAAUAGGAAAGCACCAAGAGCUUAGCUGUCAUCUAGUUUUGAGAAACGCCUUGGAGGCUGCUGGAAAGUUAAAAGAAGUUCGGUUUGUGUUGAAGAGGAUGGCUAUGUUUAGAUGA
This is a messenger RNA of Eruca vesicaria subsp. sativa (arugula), 648 nucleotides long. The record is from the annotation of a GenBank genome assembly. Lineage: Eukaryota; Viridiplantae; Streptophyta; Magnoliopsida; Brassicales; Brassicaceae.